Messenger RNA from Fusarium vanettenii 77-13-4, 1635 nucleotides. RefSeq lists its product as uncharacterized. The coding region runs from base 1 to 1635 and encodes 544 amino acids. The transcript is spliced from 6 exons. Lineage: Eukaryota; Fungi; Ascomycota; Sordariomycetes; Hypocreales; Nectriaceae. The record is from RefSeq and is a predicted model, not a curated record.
AUGGCAUUACAUGAGUUAAACAAACGCUCAUGUACCCAGAAAGAAUUCCCCAGUUUACUCCAAGCCAUCAACUGUUACUUUCCAGAUUCUGAUUACCCCACCCACGUGUACCCUCGUGUGCAGGCUCAAAUGAGCAAUCCACGGUCCUUCAUCUCUGUGCUCAUACAUCCCAGUUGCAACCUGGUCAAUGAGUCCAGAGAUGUGGAUAUGCCAGAUGCUCCAGAAGUCAUGACCAUUGAUGACAUCCCCAGACAGACUUUCAGCCAUGUUCCAGGCUUCAAUCUGAAUAUGGUUGACCAAUCUCAAGGCUCCAUCACCUCCUUCAAUCCCUCCAUCAUCAAUUACUCUGGUCCUGUCCCCCACUCUUCAUCUCGCAGUGUCAUUCCAUCAUCCACCUCAUGCACAUCGUUCAAUCCGCUUUUCGUCCCUGCCGGCCUUAAUGAGUCUCGUUUCGCUUCGGUCAGUGUCGCCGAAGGACCGACGUUCCAGCCAGGUUACUCUCAGGCUCAGCAGCUACCAUCGUGCCAGUUCUCAUCAUCUCAACAAUUGAACGACAACUUUCAUCCAGCAUUUCGGCUAGCUAAUGCCCAGACCUUGCCUAGGGAUUAUGCUACGGCUCCCUUGGUGUCUCAAGCAAUGCUGCCAACCUCGUGUUCAGGAGUGUCGACAGGCAGUAUUAGCCACAUAGUACCGCCCCGUGUUCAAAAUUGCUCAGUACAGACCCCAAUACUUCAAGACACGAUUCAGCAGUCUGCCUUGGUUCAACUGCCGCCAGCCCACCCGCUCAUUCCGGCCCAGCAGCAAUACGUCGCUCACCCACCACAGCUUCCACCUCAGCAACACGUCCUCCCUCAGCAGCUGACUCAACAACUGACUCAAAAACAGCUUGCUCAACAACAGACGCCUGGUUCUCUGACAGACACGCCCUCGCUGACCUCGUGGAAUCCCACCAUCAUUUGCUUCAAGGAACCUGAGUGGUCAAAUACUCAAACAGUCAUUGCCGGCUCCGCAGGCGAUGGUUCAUACUGUCCAACAGCUUUGAGCAAUGUCGCGCCGGCUGUCCGCCUCACUCAGAUCACCGAAGUGGAGGAGUCCCCCCAGGAACCUGUCCAUGAGCAGGCGCUGAUACCAACAACGCCUCUUCAUAUUUACCGACCCCUAACUCCGGCGGCUACCCCUGCGCCUCCCUCACGAGCCGAUCGAGUAGAAACGUGGCGACGGGAAGUCACCCCCCUUCGGCUGUUCGACCCUGUGAAAGCCAAGCCUAAGUUCUAUGUUCUGAUAUCCUCGGCCAAGGAUAUCAAGACUCAAAUCAAAGAGGCGCACGGGCCGGCGAUGUUGGUGAAUCUGAAUCAGGCGAUCUUGGCGAUUCAGGAGAUGCGACGAAAGGUUAACAGGGACUUGUCGCCCACGUUCUACUCAGUACUGGCCAAUACUCUUGUCAAGCCGGCUAUUGGUGAAGCCAGUAUCCUGAAAGGAAAGCUGGACAGAGUCCAGAGUGAAAUUCUGGCAGAAAAAGGCAGACUGGUUAGCGAAAGUCUUGGGGAGGGGAAGUGGCAUGGUCGCCAUUAUGACGGGGCAAGUUCUGUUGAUAUGGUGGCCUACGGUGUCCUUCAGCUUAGAUUGCGGAUAUAG